This is a messenger RNA of Sphaeramia orbicularis (orbiculate cardinalfish), 7500 nucleotides long. It is a transcript of the gene rims3, whose product is annotated as regulating synaptic membrane exocytosis 3. The transcript is spliced from 7 exons. NCBI's taxonomy places the organism in Eukaryota, Metazoa, Chordata, Actinopteri, Kurtiformes, Apogonidae. Gene Ontology annotation, biological process: calcium ion-regulated exocytosis of neurotransmitter; positive regulation of synaptic transmission; regulation of synaptic vesicle exocytosis. Bases 241 to 1215 code for a protein of 324 amino acids. Gene Ontology annotation, cellular component: presynaptic membrane; cytoskeleton of presynaptic active zone. The record is from RefSeq and is a predicted model, not a curated record. Gene Ontology annotation, molecular function: small GTPase binding; transmembrane transporter binding.
CCGCGCCUUGGAUGCAGUGUGACCAGACCAGCAGCACCGAGCGCACGGACCGACCCGCACCACACCAGCACCGCAAAAAUACAAUCCAAACAAUGACAUUCUUACAGAUACGACUGAAGCAGACGAUUAUUUGACAACUUCCCACCCACACCUUGCCUUCGCCGCUCCUUCUUGCAAGUGCCCCGCUCCGACUUUCCCGCCCUUCCCCCCAGCCGAUCGGCCCUCCAGCCCAGCGGGACCAUGAUGCUCAGCAGCUCUGUGGAGGUGCCCAGCCCGGGUGGGAUGAGUGGCCUAAGUGGGCUGACGGCGGCAGCCCGGAACGUGGUGCGCUCCUCCAGCAUCUCGGGGGCCAUGUACAGCCUGGACAAAAGUCCUGGCAGCGGGGGCCCAGACUCUGCAUCGCUGUCCGGGAACAAAAAGCGGCGUUCCAGUCUCGGUGCCAAGAUGGUGGCCAUUGUGGGGUUGUCGCAGUGGAGCAAGAGCACACAGCAGCUCAACCAGCAAGAUGGCGGGACCAAGAAGCUGCGCAGCACCAUCCGGCGGAGCACAGAGACCGGCAUCGCCGUGGAGAUGAGGAACCGAGUGACACGGCAGGGCAGUAAGGACUCCACCGACGGUAGCACCAACUCCAACAGCUCUGAUGGAACGUUUGUCUUCCCUACUACGCGCCUGGGGCCUGAAAGCCAGUUCAGUGACUUCCUGGAUGGACUGGGCCCUGCUCAGAUCGUGGGUCGGCAAACACUCGCUACACCCCCCAUGGGGGAUGUCCAUGUGGGCAUGGUGGACAGAGGAGGGCAGCUGGAGGUGGAGGUGAACCAGGCCAGAGGGCUGAUCCCCAAACCAGGCUCCAAGAACAUACCAGCAACCUAUGUGAAGGUGUAUGUUUUGGAGAAUGGAGUGUGUCUGUCCAAGAAGAAAACCAAAGUAGUAAAGAAAAAUCUCGACCCCACCUACCAGCAGGCUCUGUUGUUUGAUGAGAGUCCUCAGGGCAAAGUCUUACAGGUAAUAGUGUGGGGGGAUUACGGGCGUAUGGACCACAAGUGCUUCAUGGGAAUGGCCCAGAUCCUUCUGGAGGACUUGGACCUGUCUGCCACAGUCAGCGGCUGGUACAAGCUGUUCCCUACCUCCUCUCUGGCAGAUCCCAGCAUCGGACCCCUGACCAGACGCCUCUCCCAGUCCUCUUUGGAGAGCGCCACCAGCCCCUCGUGCACCUAAACACCCAGUAGACACACAUGCACGGGCACAUGCAGACUCAUGCAGACACGGACACACGUACUGUAUAUACACAACGACUGUAUCUGAACACAGGUUGGCAAACACACCCCCAUGUGCAUCUGUGCAGGAGGAUACACUCGACAUAUAAGUACACACAUCUCAUCGACAUUAAACACACGUGAACAUGCUGCCAUAUCUGAAACUGGACUCUUCAUUCAUGGUCUCACUCAAUAAUCAGUGUUUUUAGUUGACUUUAUAGCAGACAUCAUUUACUGGAACAUGUAGCAUUUUUCACCCUCUCAUUUCAGCAUUUCCUGUCAUGUAACAAGGAUUCACCCGGUGCCAUAUCUUGCAUUCCAACUUAUCAGAUUUUUGUGGCACGACUCAUCCCAGGGCCAUCCUGAUGCCAAUUUCUAAACUCUCUAUGCCAAACUAAGAAAAAACUUUAUUUUUUAAAACCAAAGCAAUUGUUAUUGUUAUUGUUAUUAUUACUAUUAGUUGUAGAUGAGUAGUAGUAUACAAUAUAAUGUAUGGAUAUGUAGCAAAGUCACUGACUUAGAUGUAAUGCAAAAAAGAAGAUCCAUUCUAAACCCAUGAGCUGAGAAUGAUAGGCCAAACACAUAAACAUACCAGGGCAACAGGCUUGGAUAUUCACAUAAUGAUUAUUAUGUGAGGUAGCAACACUGCUAUUCUAUAAUUUUCACAGGGCAGAGUUUAUAUAAUGAUAUACAUAUAAAUAUAUAUAUAUAUAUAUAUAUACAGAUAUAUAUAUAAAUGGUUAAAUACCUAUUUGUGUUCAUGUAUGUAUCGGCUGCAUUCUGCAUGUCUGCUUGCUACCUUUGUAGAGACAUUUUAAAGAGCUUUUUUAUUUUAGCUUGCCUUGACCAAUGUAACAGGAGUGUAGUGCCACUUUAUGUUGCUAUUCGUCCUGAGGAAAGAGCACUGCACUGAGUGAGGGAGAAGGAUGGGGCUUCAGUGACCAAAAGAGAGCGCUAUCAUCGCCAUUUGCAGAAGAAGAGAAAAAAAUAAUUAGUCAUCUGCCUAGCCAUUAGCUGAUGAACACAUUUCUGAUCCUGCCUUCAUCUUAGAGAAGUGGGACUGUUGUAACACAGGGAACUCAGCACAAAAGGCGUUCUGGGAAAUGUGUCCAGCUCUAGUCUGGGGUGUUCCACAUCCUCUGUAUACCAGCACCUAGACUUGUUAAACUUCCUGUUUUUUUUUUUUGUUUGUUUUGCACUCUUCCUAACUGAUGCAGGAAAUAGGAAGUUGAUAAGCAUGGCUGUUUCUCUUUAUUAUUUGGUCAGAAUCCUAAAGGAUGUAAACAUGCACACAGCUGAUACCAACUUUGACCUUUAACCCUCCCUCUUUCUCUUUGGUCACCUUUUUUGAUACAUAUUAUAAAUGUAUUUGAUUGGUCAGUUUUACCUUACAGCAGCGUCAUCCUGCCAUGUACUGCAGUUUUACUUGGUUCAUGUGCAUCGAGCAGCAUUCUAUUUCCUGUUGAGGUGUUUGGGUUUAAGAUGGCACUUUACUGUAAAAUAUGUCUGAAUUACAAACCUGCAGCGUCGACCACUCAUUCAUUUUGAUUUAUUUUGUUUGGUCGCACUGCAAUUUGCAUCUACUUAAACCUUUUUUAAAAAUGAACUGAAAUGUAACUGAAGUGUAAUAAGAACAGCUGAUUCUUUAAGGUUUGUUUGCCCUCAGUAUUUAAAAAUUCUGAUCAUGUUUCUAUUUUAUCUGCAAAUAAAAUGAAUAUAAUAAUAGAGAAAACACAAAGCCAAAUGGUAGGAAUGGGAACCAGAUAUUCUGAUCCAUCAGAAUUCCUUGUCUCAAAGCUUGUUAAAUCCUUUAAUGGUAUUAGUAUGUUUGUCUGACUGUGACAAUAAACUUGUGUCUAUAAUACAGGCAACAAGAAGAACUGGUUGUUAUGUAAAAUGUUAAAAGAUCAUCUCAAAUAAGAGGCGAAACACUAAUAAAAUGGAGUUUUUGUCCUUGUUUUUUCCACAGAAAAAUCCAAAAAGUCCAAAAUUAAUACUUGGAAUUGAUGAGAAUAAUUUAGAAUCACUAGAAUCCCAUCUCUGUUGCCAUCCCUACUAAGUGGUUUACAUCUGUUCUAGAUGAAUUAACCCUCAAAGACUUCAGAUUAAUCUGUCUUUAGUCAUUUAUUACCACAUUUUAAUACUGUCCUCUGCAUUUUGAAUUUCUGUGAAAAUCAUUUAAUGUUCUGGCCAUGAGGAUGUUCAGAAAAGCAGAAGCAGAAAACAUUAACUGACAUAAAAACAAGUGUUUACAACCUCUGUCAUUUGUCAGAUUACAUGGGUUUUACUGGUGAAUCACUGCUACAGAAGACGACAGUGUUUCCAUGGUUACUAUGGAGUCUCUGGACGUCCAAAUGGGUCAUAUCUGAUGCCCCUGAAUACUGAUAAACUGUAUUUUACCUGAAUUUUUUAAACGCAUUGAUAGGAUUGUUGGAUUAAAACUUAUUAAACAUUUUUGCCAGCAGAUAUUUACGUCUUUGGGGGUUAAAAUAAGCUCUAACAAUUUUAAGUAUUUGUGUUUUAUGACUAAAGAAGGCACAAACCUGUCAGCUGUUCUACUAUUUGUGCAAUGGUUGAGUCUUCAAAGCAGUAGCAGAGUGUUCUGAACUACUGGUGUUAACAGUUUACCUUUAGCUAAACUUUUUUUUUUGUUCUCUUCAAUCUGUGUGUUUUCAAUCUGUCUUUCUUGAGGCCGACUCUAAACCUUUGGCUACGGUUAAAGACACUUAAGACUCUUCUAUUCCAGCAGAGUCGGGACAGUCGACGGGCUCAAGCUACAGCCUAUUAAAAGCUUGUAUUUGUUUACGAGCUCACAUCUGGUUUUAUCGCCACCAUAUGUUGUUGUAUUGACUUGUACUGUGUGGUUUCUUACACUGUUCGUCUUUCUGCAAAAAGGGAAACUCCAAGGCGUUUCGUCUUCUCAGCACCUCAGACCAACAGAAUUCACAUUUCAACGCUCUUUUGAAACUUUGAUAAAGGGAACGAUCUCUGGCAUUCUUGAAUUUCCGGGAGGAGGUUGGCGGUCAUUUUUCUGACCCUUCCCCAUUAUGUAUACAACCCUUUGAGAAGAACCUUCAAGGUCUAGCGUCCAGUUGUAUUGGAGCAGAUCCUUGCUGGAUAUGUAACUGUGUUGUUAUGUAUAUGAAGUAAUUUUAUGUACAUUAUUAAUUUGUAUCUUAUCUAUUUUUGUGGACAGCUGGCAUGAUGUAAAAAUGCUGACUUUUACUCUUGUUAUUUGCACUCAAUCUCUUCAGUGCACACCUUUGUGAUUCCUAGAAGACAAAAAAAGAGAAAAAAAAGAAAAAAAAAAAAAACAACCUUGGUUGCUGAAAGUGACGUAAAUAGAAAGAACAUGCAAAUUAAAAAAAAAGAAAAGAAACCUAAAAGAUCAAUGUAGACCUGUAUAACAUCCCUGUUAACUACUGAAUGUUUCGUCUUAGGUAAACCUAUAAAACUGUUAAUAUUUUCCAAGUGAUUUCCAAUGUUUUGGAGCUUAUAUAAGACUAUGUGUCCCUUUGCUGUAUAUUAAGUAAACCCAAACAUCCACAGUUCUAACGAUGGAUAGUAAAGGAGGCGACAACGAUGUUUCGGGUGUGUUUUUCAUAACAGGCAGAGAGCUUAACGCCAAAUUCGUCCAAAUCUGUUGUUUUCUGGAACCAAAAGGAGAAGCUGAACUUUUGCCUUUCUUCGAAGUGCAGUGUGAGUGUAUAUCUCUUGAGGAGGUGCAUUUAUUGUACUGUGUGAUGCAAAAUAAGCGGCAGGGCUAAGAAGAUAGGUGUGAAGGAGAUUUUAAUGUGUAGAUAUUUAUUAAAGAGAUACUUCAGUAAAGAGCUGCGUAAAAAUUUAAGGAUCAGGGUUUUCAGAAAUGAACAUUUUAACAUCUUUUUCUUGCUUCAUGACAUUUUCCAUAGAUUAGAAUAUAUGUAGGAUCACAUGCAUUGUCUCAUAACGUGGGCAUUUUAUUUAUUUGGAGAGUCUCGAGCUUGUUUUAAGAGUUUCAGGUGUCUUAAAGUUGAGAAAGCGAGUUAAAGGCAGGUAGUCUUUUGUGGUCAGCGGUUGAGUUGAGGGAUGUUUAAGCUUCUUCUGACAUAGAGGUACAUUCGCUGCAUGGUGGUAACUCGCUAAAAUUCGACUCUUCACAGCAUGAAGCCUGUUGACGAGUUACUGGAUCUUGAAGCACAUUUUUUUUUCAGGCUUGAGUAACAGAAGCACAGCGUCUCUGCUGAAGUUUGUGGAUACUCGGAAUGUAGACCCUUAUUCUCGGACAAUUAUUGAGCAUUCUCAAAUCAGAUUGAAUCGUGCAAAAAAUAUUUUAUAACGUACCUUAAAUCAACCUGAAUUGUUUCUUUGAUUGCUGGGUUUGGAAAUGUGUUUUAUUUUUGUAAGGAGAUGGAAUUAUUCAGAGGAGGAGUUGUUUUAGAGAGGCGGCGUGGGCAAACCUGCCUUUAGAUUUUUGUGAAAAUGAGGGCUUGUUCAGUUUACAAUGGCCUUAUUUUGUGUAGGAGACAUUGCUUCACUAUUGUAGCACACAACUGAAAGUUUUGACAAAUGUAUUUUGCUUGAAAUAUUGUACUGAAGUUACAUAUGUGUAUAGUUUUAUGAAUGUAUUUCUUAAUCCUUACAUUAGAACUGAGUGUAAUUUUCUUUUGUCAUUUGUUUGCUAUUGUCUCUUUGAAGACUUUCCAGGGUCGCCUCCUGCGUUGGUUCAGGUAGCCCCUGCUUUUACUGUACUGUAUACUGUAAGUCUUAUUCUUCGUGUGUUCAUUUAAAAGAACAGCUCUGUGGUUGAAACGAGCAUGAAUUCUGUCUGGCGAAAUGCAUUUUUGAUUUAUUGAAAUCGCCACGAUGGGUUUCAAGCAGAAAGGAUUGCUACUUCCCCUUCGCCCCUUUGCAAAUUACCCAAUCUAUGAUCUAUCUCAAGUUGAUGGGAUUGUUCUGAUUUUUGAUCUUUGAGCUAGAAAAUGUUUGCCGCAUGGUUAUUCUGAUGACUUUCUUGUAUUUAAUCUUUAUGAAGGAAUGAUGAUAUCUAUAUCGAUAAUAACAACAGAUGGUUGUGAUGUAAAUUGGACCCAGACCCACAUCUAUGGGCAUUUUAAGACGAUGCAAAAUAGAUAAUAGUCAAAAAUGCUGUAUCUUAAAGUAGCAUGAGCAUAGCCUUCCAUAUUCUGAAGUACUUCCUCUGGCAAUAACCAUUCCCUGCAGCCUCUCACUGUUUCCGGGGCCCUCAUUUGUGGGCUCUUUCUUACUCUGUAGUCGGAGGGGUGUGUGUCAACCUCAGGCUGCAACUGUAUCAGCUGAAAAACCAUAGUAUUAAAACCACAUUUUCAGGUUCAUGACUCAUGAUGCAGUUAAGACAUGACAUUGCAUGCAAUGCAUUUUGAAUAUCUGCUAUUUUAUGAUAAGCAGCAACUCUGUUUUUUUUUCUUGUUUUCUAAAGAAGCAUGCAUCCAUAUUCUUUGUCUGUUUGCGGAUGUAGCAGCUGUCAACCAGAACAAAACAGACGUCAUCUUUUGUUGUUUUCUUAACUCCUGAGCUGAUGAACAAAUUCAAGGUUUUUUUUCCUGCUGAUUUUUCCAGUUUGUCUUCAUCCAUGUCUAUAAAUGUCCGUAAUCACAGCACAAGUUCUCGAGCAGACAUUCUGUCCUUUUAAGCUGUCUGUCAGACUAUAUUAAGGCCACAGUAGCUCCCCUCCCCUUCUAUCGAGACAACCUUCAUCUUAUCAAGCCCAGCAAAGCACAAACCCUCCCAAUCACAACAGAAAUUCAUGACGCAACAUGUAGCUCAAAAAUAAAAAUUCCUUUUAGACUUCCCCAAGCACAUUUCACAACUGACACCUUGUUUUCACAUUUAACAAUGAAUUGAAAUUAUCAAAACCUCUGGCACAUUUCCAUUGGAUUGCUGGUGUUGGUAGAUGAGUGGUUGUCUUUUCUAUCUGGCCUUAACCUUUCCACCCAGGAGUGUUCACAGAGAACGUUGUAAAGGGCAAAGCAAAGCAGACUGAUGAAAAGGAUGUAGUUUGUGGCAGAGAAGAAAAAAGGGAGCUGUAAUUUUUUACCUGUGCUUUGUAAAUGUUUUCUAUGUGCAGUAUUUGAUAAUGUAAAACUGGUAUUUUUGUGGUUUGUACGCUGCAGAAUUGAUUACUUAAGGUGCACGUAGUUUUGUAAGAAAAACAGAACCAAAUUGAUGAAAAAAAAAACAAAAAAAACAAAACAUUUCGGAUUCAGAAGCCUGUAUUUGCAUGCCCUUU